This is a messenger RNA of Caretta caretta (loggerhead turtle), 1344 nucleotides long. RefSeq names its product histone H1.11R-like. The record is from RefSeq and is a predicted model, not a curated record. Gene Ontology annotation, cellular component: nucleosome. Gene Ontology annotation, biological process: nucleosome assembly. Gene Ontology annotation, molecular function: DNA binding; structural constituent of chromatin. Lineage: Eukaryota; Metazoa; Chordata; Testudines; Cheloniidae.
CUUCUCUAUAAAUUCAGGCAUCUGACCAAGUCUCUCCAGCCCAAUUACUUUUGAUUUGCUGAAAACGGUUGUCAGCAUGUCGGAAACGGCGCCUGUCGCAGCUCCUGCUGUCUCCGCUCCUGGGGCAAAAACCUCUGCUAAAAAACCGAAGAAGGCGGCAGGAGGCUCUAAAGCCCGCAAGCCUCCAGGUCCCAGCGUGACCGAGCUGAUCACCAAGGCGGUGUCCGCUUCCAAGGAGCGCAAAGGGCUCUCCUUAGCUGCUCUUAAGAAGGUGCUGGCCGCCGGAGGGUACGAUGUGGAGAAGAACAACAGCCGCAUCAAGGUAGGAUUAAAGAGCCUGGUGAGCAAAGGCGUUUUGGUGCAGACAAAAGGUACCGGUGCUUCUGGUUCUUUUAAACUCAACAAGAAGCCUGGUGAGAUUAAGGAGAAGGCGCCGAAGAAAAAGCCAGCGGCAAAGCCUAAGAAGGCAGCUGCUAAGAAGCCCGCCAGCGCCGCCAAGAAGCCCAAAAAGGCUGCAGUGGCGAAAAAGAGCCCGAAAAAAGUCAAGAAACCAGCGGGUUCUGCAGUGAAGAAAGCGGCCAAGAGUCCGAAAAAAGUGAAAGCCGCCAAGCCCAAGAAGACAACUAAAAGCCCGGCUAAGGCGGUGAAACCAAAAGCUGCCAAGCCCAAGCCAACAAAGGCCAAAACAGCGAAGGCGAAGAGGGCAGCACCCAAAAAACACAGCGUGUUUGGCCAACUCCCCCGGCAACAGAAGGCGCACAGCGGUCUGGAUCUCUCGGGAUGUGAUGGUCGAACGCUUGUUGUAAUGCGCCAGGCGAGACGCUUCCCCAGCGAUACGUUCGAAAAUGUCGUUUACAAAGGAGUUCAUAAUGCCCAUCGCCUUAGAGGAAAUGCCGGUGUCCGGGUGAACUUGCUUCAACACUUUGUACACGUAAAUUGAGUAACUUUCCUUCCUAGUUUUUCUACGUUUUUUAUCUCCCUUCUUCUGGGUCUUGGUCACAGCCUUCUUAGAACCCUUCUUGGGAGCAGGAGCAGAUUUCGCCGGCUCAGGCAUUUUAACAGACAAGCGUACUCUCCAACUCGAAAACGACAACAACAAAAUCAGAAAAAAAAAAGCCGUUCCUCCCUGUAUUUAUAGGUUUGCUAUGCAAAUGAGCAGCCUAUGUUUUCUAGUUUUCUAUUGGCAGUUGGAUUCAACAUAUGGUUUCGCGUUUUAUGCUGCAAUUGGUCAAUGUGAGAUCCUCGUCUUCAUUGGUUGCUCAGAGAGUGACAUUUUUCAACCAAUCAUGAUUCACUAAUCCGUCCGGGAGAGGGAAUAAAAGAGCAAGAAUCGUUGCGUCAUUA